Molecule: messenger RNA, 1500 nt
Organism: Mucor velutinosus
Lineage: Eukaryota; Fungi; Mucoromycota; Mucoromycetes; Mucorales; Mucoraceae
Exons: 4
Coding region: 1-1500 (499 amino acids)
Biological process (GO): protein autophosphorylation; intracellular signal transduction; peptidyl-serine phosphorylation
Cellular component (GO): cytoplasm; nucleus
Molecular function (GO): calcium/calmodulin-dependent protein kinase activity; calcium-dependent protein serine/threonine kinase activity; calmodulin binding
Source: RefSeq, a predicted model, not a curated record
AUGUUGACUAGUCUCUUUGGUAGCGAUGCCCAUUCCAAUACACAUCAUGUUACUAGGCUUGUGCAUGCAUACAUUAAACGAAAUUCAUGCGAGUUUCUCAAUACCAUCAGAUCAAAAGAAGCGCCUGUUGUUGAUCAGUAUGACAGCAUUGAGCAGUAUUGGUCUGAGCUACUAACACUCGAUGCAUCCACCUUUAUGAAAGGGUUCAGACCCAUCUCACACCAAUACAAGUCAUUAUACGAGCAACUCUUCCAUCAUUAUUUUGAGUAUCCUGUUGAAACAGAGAGGCACAUUCGACUUUUGCAGCAAUCUCGGCCACUGAAAUGGUUUCCACCCCACUGGUUCGAGCAUAGCCAACCAUUGCCAUCAGGGCGCAUGGGCCAAGUGUACCUCUCUCAGUGCAGAUUACCAUGGAAAAAGACUAGAUUCAUUGUAAGAGAAAUCAAUCUUUGUAUGAUAAGUCAGGGUAACAAACUUCAAACCUGUCCACAUCAAGUGGUUGGUAUCACAGCCACGAGGUCCAAGCAGAACCGCCGUCGACUGGCAUUUGUCUCCAUUGCAGCAGACGCUACCUUGGAACAACUGAUACCCCAAGUGGAUCAAUGGACGUUUCAAAAGACGUACCGCACAGCACUGAUGAUUGCUUCUUCUGUCAGAGAUUUCCAUCAACAGGGCCGCAUUCACCCCAAUCUACAGCCUCGAAAUAUCAUGACGUUUCAGCCAAACAGCAUGACUUUGAUUGACGACUGGCCCUGUAUACCGCUGUCAUCACGCUAUGGACGAUAUCCCUACAUUGCACCUGAGAUAUGCCACGAUCAUGCCCACAUAAACCAACAGUGCAACCUGUUCUCUUUAGGCGUGAUACUGUGGCAGUUGGGCACUGGUGUUUUGUUUCCCAGUGCAACCUCUGUAUCACCUUCUGUCUACGCAAUGGACCCCAUCAAACACAUGGACCCAGCCUACAGCACGCUUGUCAUGCAAUGUUUAUCCACACACCAAACAAGACCUACGGCCGAUCAAGUCUGUGAAGCUCUGGUCCGUAUCCUCAUGUCGGAAAUGGCUUGUCCUCGUCCAUUGCAACCACACGCUACUCGUAUUCGAGAGCGACAGUCUGCAGUGGUCAAAUAUCUGGCUUGUUUUCUACCAGAGAGCAAUCUAGAUUUACAGCAGCUCAUGCAAGGAUCCUCCAUCACCAAACGCAUGAUGCUACAAGUCGCUGUGUCUCUGGAGAGACAUCAUUUGUAUUGGCACCCUUCUGCUGCUGCUGCCUGUCAAAAGAAGCAACAACAGCAGCAGCAACGUUCUCGCCGUCUGUCUCAAUCCAGCAACGACGAGCAAGACAAUACUUGUCAAGAUGAACAUGGGUGUUACGUGUUGCAUAAAAAGAAACACAAGUACCAAAAGAGAACGUACCGAGUGCUAACCCAAAAGAACGAUGUCUCUUGCUUCAAUAUUUAUGGCGCUGAUUUACCUGAUUUGAUGCAAAUGGGCCUUGCUUGA